AUGCGUGAUUACAGCACUGAUAUUUGUGAAAAUUAUCCCGGAUCUUUAUUUUCCAGUUAUUUUCCACCAUCAUGGAAGCUACCAGAACAUUUAAAAAUCACAGCACCACAACAAGCAAAUUUGAAAAGCGAUAGGCGAAAUGACAAUUCUCCUCCAAAAUCCGGAUUAAGUGACAAAUCAGCUGGUGGUGGUAGCGAAUCAGAUGAUCAUUCACCAUAUCUGCCUGCUAACCAUGAUUCCAGCUCAGAUAAAGGCAUUCAUGAAAGUAAUCCACCCACUGCUGUUUGUAAAGCUUCACUAGUGAACAUUGCUGCUUCACCUAAAAAUGGUUUGUUACGCUCACAUGAAUAUCCGGAUGACAUCUGCUGCCUCAAAUCAGCUAAUAUCUGGAGGAAGCUACCACCAAGAUUGCCAGAAAUCAUGACAGUGAAAAAACCAGGACCAAAGCAACUUAAAUCGAAAUCAUUUGAAUCUCCAAGGCGUAUUUUUCAUACAUCAGAUGAAAGCACCCAAUUAGAUUUUAGCACAGAGAUGAUUUCGCCAAAGGCACUGCCAGUGAGUUCUACGGAAUAA
This is a messenger RNA of Brugia malayi, 573 nucleotides long. RefSeq lists its product as uncharacterized. The record is from RefSeq and is a predicted model, not a curated record. The coding region runs from base 1 to 573 and encodes 190 amino acids. The transcript is spliced from 7 exons. Lineage: Eukaryota; Metazoa; Nematoda; Chromadorea; Rhabditida; Onchocercidae.